UCAAAUAGCUCGUUUCACAUUUUGUAAUACGCUUAUAAUUAAACUUAUUUUUUGUGAAAUUUCGAUUCGAUAAGCAAGUUCAAUUUUAAUGACCAAUUUAAAAAAAAAAAAAUUAAUAAUAAGAAAAAAAAAAACAUAAUAGACACUUCGAACUUUAUAUAGUACAAUAGAACUCUAGGAUUAAAAACUAUGCAAUAUCUAGUUGUUUAUCGCGAGUGAGAAAGUGUUCAUAGUGCCAAAGACGAAUGUGUCUUCUCAAUUGCUUCUUAUUGCGGCGACUGUCUCUUUUCGUUUAUAAAUAUAUACAUAAACAUAAAAUGCGGAUGAUAUUAUCCACAUAUUGAUAUUUUACAACCCCAUGAUAACAAUAGAGUGCAAAAAGUAUCGUGUCAAACCAUAUUUGUUUUUCAAAUAUGAGGAGACCAUGUGCAAUUAAUAUGUUUUAUCAACUUCAACGGUGGCACUUUUUUAUUUGCCAUCAUGAUAAUAUAUUGGUCUUUGUUUAUUGACUAUUGGACUAUUUGACAUUUAUUUUUAGUAAAAGUCAUAAAUAUUUAAAUUAUACAAUUGUGCAGUAAAAUAUAUUUAAAUUAAAAGAAAUUGUGAUAUAAGGUUUUUCACCUUUGCGAAUGCGUUCCGUUAUUUUGCGCAACAAUCAAUUUCCAUUUGAUGGUCGACAAGUGCGAGUCCUGCUUUAUCGAGAAUGCGACAAAACCGGCCGCAAAUUGUUGUUCGACUCCAACGCACUGCAAAAAGUGACAUUGAAGGAAACAAAUGGCAAUGUUGGCAAGCGUGGAACUGAUCGAUUUACACGAUUCAGUGAAUAUACUUCGAACAAUCGAAACCGAAAUGGUAAUGCGAAUUAUAGUAAAUCCCAAGCCUAUAAAGCACAUUCCAGUAAUAGUUUCAUUGAAGUUUGUGAAGAAUAUGGCUAUAAGCAUGUACAACCAAACUCUGCAGAAUUUACCAGUAUUGGCGAAAUGGUAUUUGGUGCCUCGGCCAUGUCCUUCCGCGGGACAGCAUUCAAAGUACAUUGGCUACAACAGCCUCCCCGUAUAUUAUGUUCGCAAGUUUUUCUCACACCCGUUUAUUCUGGCAAUGGUCAUUCGCCAUACUCAACUAUUUCCACAAACAGCUUGGCCACACCACGUACUUCUAUCUCUAGUGAACAUGGCUCGAUGGAUAAUUUUUCAAUGAGUUCUUUUUCAUUGCUGGGUUAUCCUAUGAGCGUUGGCCGACAAUGUAGUCUAACACCAAGCGAUCGUAAUAGUUUCAUAACUAGUCCGCUUGAUGUACCGGAUCAACAAUCAUUAUCAACUUCCUCUGAUGGCGGGAGAGCGGAUAGUGCACCACGUUUUUCGUCAACAUAUAGCACUGUAACCGAUUCCGGUUACGAUGGUAUGAGUAGAAGUCAAACGUCAAGCGAUCAGUGGUCAGCAUCGUUUCAGUACUCUACGCGCAGUAGUCUCGGCUCAAUGUCGUCGGAGCAAAUAGAUACAUUGCAAAAAUACAAUUUUGAAUCAAUAUAUUUUUCAUAUACACCAUUGUUCGACGAUAACACAAGUGAUGGUAGCAUUCAGCGUCGUAUCUCCCGUAAUCUACGCACAUCUUUUGAGAAUGAGCAUGCAAUUAAUGAUUUAAUUGGAUUCAUCAGUGAUAACUAUACGCCAACUGGGAGUGCUAAUUGUGGUGGUAGUGAAGGUGGCAACAUGGGUGUGCCGAAUUAUAGACGAGCCAGUUAUAGUGCGAAUGAAUCACGCAGUAAUCCCGAAAUUGGUCGACGUCGGGAUACCUUGUCAAGUGUCGGCGGCAAACCAUCGCAUCGACGUGCUAAGCUGGGAUUGGCUGUGUGCAUCACAAUGAGUGAGUCUUUUGAAGAGGAGAUGGAAUUAUUUUGUAGUGAACAUAUAGCAUUGCUGGAAUCAAUGUUGGGGCGCUUGCGUGCUAGUACGGAACGAGCAUACAUUAAUCAUAAAGAAUUUUACCAGAUUAUGCUUCAAGCGUGGCUGGAGACACAGCAGUGGUUUAGCGACCUGUUUACUGCACCUCGCAUCAAAUGCCCUAUUUGGCUUAGUAUUACCACAAGCGGCAACAAAUACUCCAAAAGCGUUGCGGAAAAAUUUAUGAAAGAAUUAUGUUGGCUGCUAUCAUUUGCUGAUACUAAAGAUACUAAUUUUUUUAUCAGCACUAUGCUGACGGCCAUUUUAACACACCAUCUUGGUUGGGUAUCGACAGUUGCCGCAUUUAAUUCAACAUCUCUGACUGAAUCAUCUACGGCAGCGAUAGAACAGAGGGCUAAACUUCUACAGGUAUCGCAGAAACACCCUUAUAAUGCUCUGUGGGCACAAAUGGGUGACUUAUACGGAGCUAUUGGUCUGCCACCACGGUUAGCCCGGACGGUUGUAUAUGGGACUGAAAAGUUAGCAGUUGAAAGACUGCUUAAUAUACUUACCUACUUUAUACGUUGUGGGGAGGUUAGACGUUCUGCUAAGCGAGAAGACUUUAAUAAGGACACACUCAAUUCUCUAAUUCAAAAGAGAAAAAAUGAAGUAUUAAAGAAAUCUACCAGCGGUUCAUACUCACGUGGUUCAAAUCUGAAUAAGGCAUCGCUUUCUGGUGGUGUAAUUAGCGAUUGGAGUAAUAUUGGUGGGGGGCUAAAGCGCACGCCUACUUGUAAACUUAAUUUAAACACUAUAUCAGAUAAUGGAGAGUUAUCUGAAAAUAUUAUAGGAGAAGAAGAGAAAAGCAGCGAUGAGGAGUUGGAUGGAGCUCAAGUUGUCCGCACGUUGAAAAAGAAUGAAAUUCCAAAUGUACUAGCGUUUAGAGACUCCCGCUUUGUUCAACAAGAAUUGCGAAUUGGCAACUAUCUAAUGGACACCGGCAUUGAAAAGAAGUCAUUGUUAAAAAUUGGCACAUCUCAAAAUAUAAAUAGCAGCAUGUCAUUAGCAGAUAGAGAGGGGAAAAUAAGAGUUUUAAUUACAACACCUGAUAAUGUUGAACUGUGUAUAGAAGAUGAAAAUUCUCUCGGCGGUGGUAGCACAAGUGAAGAAGGUGCUGUAGAAGCCAUAGAAAUAGAUACUGGCAUUGAAGGACCCUUUUCAUGUGCGGAAACGGGUGUUGUGAAUACAGGAAAAAGACACUUCUUCUGGCAAGUUGUAAAAGAAGGACUAAGCCUAAAGCAGCUUCAACGGGGAGAUAAACCAACUCAUAUGUCUUAUUCUGGUGACAGCGAUCAAUUACAACGCCAAAUGGAAUUAGAUCAGCCAGUUGCCAAUCUGUCGCUUUCAGAUCUAAUAACUCAAAAUAGCAUUGGGAAGAGUGAUCGUAUGACAUGGGGCAUUGAACCGCGUCGUGAAAAUGUAAGUUUAGAAGAAGAAAUUCACUUUGACAACUGUCAGAAGAAUCGUGGGAAUGGGAAUGGGAAUGCAAACUCUAUUGAAGGUGUUGUAUUUAUGUUAGGCGAAAAUGAGCCACUUGUUAAUAUUAAGAAAAGCAACGAAGAUCUUAUUACAGCGAUUGAAAAAGAGGGUACAAAAUCAACUCAUUGUGGUGACACUGAUAACGGCACGACUCAACAACUUUGUCCGCUACAUCAACGUACACACGGCCCAACAUCAAAGCGACACUCGGGCGUUAAAUUUAAUUUCGAACAGUUCCCGCAAAUCGCCACUAACUACAUGAAAAGCAAAAAUUUGGUUUUAUCCAAUUAUGACCUGCUGAUGGACAAGAGCGCGAAACUCGAAACACAAAGUGGUGGUAUAACAUUAGAAAGUCUAACUUCAGAGUCCUCGGCAUCUGCGUCCACAGCUAUUGGGAGUACUCCAAACAAUUCUGCGGAAUGUAUGGUUUGUAAUAGUAUACUCAACUCCUAUCAAACACCCUCCAACGCUACGGAACUAGAAUUUGAGACAGAUGAGGUUCGUUCGCCCCAUUGUCAACAAUCAGCGGCCAAGGUGUUGAGGAGUCCAACAACACACAUGCCAUCGACCAGUACACGUCCCUUGCAGUCUGUCAAUUCAGCUGCUUCAAUAGAUACGUUGAAAUCUUCGUCUGUAGACAAUUUUACUGAAUUUGAACCUAAAUUAUUCUCACCUCCGUCUCCAACGGAUCGACAGAAAACAUACAACACAAAUACACGUAAAGUAUCCUCACAUCGGGGUUCUAUCUCAUCGGUUGCUGCAAAGUGCGCUGCAGUAAAUGAGGCAUUACAUUUGGUGAAACUGCCUGUACCCGGAAUCAGAGAUAUACCGCAAGAAGAUGAACCAAGUACAGCAGAUGGCAUGAAAUUGCGUGCAGGUUUCGUGCCGUCACUUUUUCUCAAUGUCAAUGAUCACUACGUAUCUGAUAUGGUUCUACAGGGUACUUGUGCACCUCCAGAGAAAUGGCACACGACACUUCGCGAAGAUAUGGCUUUGUCCGCUCGUGCUGCAUCACUAAUUUCAUUGCCUGCUGAGAAUGUGGCUAUUGUAGCGGAUAUGGAAAAGUGGGAUGUACGGUUGAUUUCACCACAACUUCAACAUUUUCCAUACGUAGGCGAACAAAGUACACCCGUGGGAAUGUCUCAAUUAGUUUCUAAUAUGCUCGAAACCGUGCUUGCAAUGAAUACAGCUGGAAUUUCCGCCUAUGAGUGUUUGGCAUUUCUCGAAUCGAAAAUGCAAGAAAUCUUUCUUCAAUCGGAAUCUUUAGCGGCCUUCCUGCUUGAAAUAGAAUUUUGUCAAUUGAGUACAGUAACAACAGCGCUUAAUCUUAGUGAAAACGAUAUUCCUUUGCUAUUAUCGAUCGCAUCCAUUCACACACCUCAAAUUGCUAAAAAGUGUGGAAUUAGCUUCAGGUGACAAGCUAUCAUUCUAAAAUGUUUUCAAUUUGGGUGAAGUACUUUAAACAGUCAUACAACGCUCAAUUAAAUACUCUAAGUAAAAUGAUAUUUUCCUCACAUUCAUUUUCGUUUUUGUUUUUAAAAACAAUGAAUUUCUUGACAGGUCAGAUCAUUUAUGUGAUCUUGUGAUAUGUUUAUUAUGUAUAUAUAUUUAUAAUAGGAAAUUACGAUUAGCGUAGUGAAAUUAUUUAUAAAAAAAAAUCACAUUCACAAUUCGAUGUUUACAGAGAAUUUGUAAUUAAUACAAAUUCCUGCGAAAUGUGUGAUAUACUUAUAUGUAUGUAUAUGUAUUUUCUUAUCAUAGUAAAAAUUGUACAUAAUUUAAGAAUUUAAAAUUGCUUGUGUCGAUAUUAAUGAAACUUAAAUUAAAUUAAAUUAUUACUUGUCGAAAUAGUGAGUAUAGACUAAGACUAAGUAUUUAAAAACAAUGUGACAUUUGAAUUUUCAUAUGAUAACACCUUAAUGAAAUACAUUAUAUAUAUAUGUGUUUUGUUUCGUAGUUUCCAAAAUGGAUAAAUACGAACAGGACUUUAGUCCGAGAAAAAAAUAUAUUGAUUUCAAUGUAUUUAUAAAUAAGGAUAUACUAAAGAAAAAAUAAAU
Zeugodacus cucurbitae (melon fly) is the source of this 5476-nucleotide messenger RNA. RefSeq lists its product as uncharacterized. The coding region runs from base 630 to 4835 and encodes 1401 amino acids. The record is from RefSeq and is a predicted model, not a curated record. Gene Ontology annotation, molecular function: protein-folding chaperone binding; ATPase inhibitor activity. Lineage: Eukaryota; Metazoa; Arthropoda; Insecta; Diptera; Tephritidae. Gene Ontology annotation, cellular component: cytoplasm. The transcript has 7 exons.